AUGCAGCUCAUUGGGGCUGGUAUUCUCUUGGCCUCCGCAUUUCAAGCGGUCGCCGACCCAUCUCUAACAGUUCGCACUAGAACCGGUGUCUUCACUGGUCUUCAUAAUGCAAACUUCAGCGCUGUGCGCGAAUUCCGAAACAUUCCCUUCGCACAGCCUCCAGUUGGAUCGCUGCGUUUUCAGCCUCCGGAGCAACUGCCCUCGUCGUCGAAGCACCACUACUCGACACAGUUCCCUCCCUCAUGCCCGCAGUUCGUGUCCAGCAAGCCAAGCUUCUUCGAAGAGGUCACGCCCUACCUGCUCGCAAAUAAUGGCCAUCAGGACCACUCGACGGGUCUCACCUUGCAAACAUCAUCCGAAGACUGUCUGCGCCUCUCCAUCUGGACACCAUCUGGUAUCUCUGCCGACGCAAAGCUUCCUGUCGUAUUCUUUAUGACCGGAGGAGGCUUCAAGACCGGUGGAGUGGACGUGCCAGCUCAAAAUCCAUCUGCAUGGGUCAACCGGACCCAGGAGCACAUUGUCGUGACCAUCAAUUAUCGGGUCAACAUCUUUGGCUAUCCCAACGCUGCUGGGCUUGACAACCCCAACCCUGCCUUGCUGGAUCAGCGCCUGGCCCUGGAAUGGGUGCAUGAGAACAUCGCUGCGUUUGGCGGCAACCCCGAAGCUAUUACGAUGUGGGGACAGUCAGCUGGCGCAAUCAGUACAGACUAUCAUAACUUUGCUUUCUGGGACAACCCACUUGUCCAGGGCACUUUUUCGCAGUCAGGCACCGCCAUCAAGACGAUCACAUCGUCUGAUUAUGCCCAGUCGAAUUUCACCUUCGUAGCCAAGAAUUCUGGCUGUGACUUCCCUGACAACUCGACAAAAGAGCUAGAGUGCAUGCAGCAGGUGCCCAUGACCAAGAUAGAGAACUUUGUCGGCCAGUAUGCUGGUAAGCCGGGGUUGAUAUUUGGGCCUAUCGCCGAUGAGCAUUUUAUUUUCUCUGAUUAUCCAGCUCGGGCUGCUGCCGGAAAGCUCUCGACUUGCCCAGCUAUCUUCUCCGAUGCUGCCAACAACGAUGUCAGUCUCAGUGCAUGGCCAUCGGCGAAUGUGACCGAGGGCCCUUAUCAACCUACAAUCAACGCAGGUACUUUGUCUGGUUGGGUCUGUCCUACUGCCAACACCAGUAUUAUUCGUACUGCCGCCAAUCGAACAACAUACCGAUUUCAAUACGCUGGAAGCUGGCCGAAUCAGGAUGCCUAUGCCUGGAUGGGCGCAUUCCACUCAUCGGAUUUGAUGAUGUUCUUUGGCACCUAUUUCUACAAUGCGGUGAACACUACCGCUAGGCCUACCAUUCAAGAAGUCAAAACGAGUCAGAUCAUGCAAGACCACCUCUUGGCUUUCAUGAAAGACCCUAAGAAGGGCCCUGCUUCACUAGGCUGGGUUCCAUACACCUAUGGAGGCAAGGUCAUCCGCUUCGGAGCGAACGGCAUCCCAGCGCAAAACGUCAGUGGAUAUGAGAUUGAUGGCCCCUGCUUCGGGAACGGCACAUAUAACCCAUUUCCCUGA
Molecule: messenger RNA, 1548 nt
Organism: Penicillium argentinense
Lineage: Eukaryota; Fungi; Ascomycota; Eurotiomycetes; Eurotiales; Aspergillaceae
Product: carboxylesterase
Exons: 1
Coding region: 1-1548 (515 amino acids)
Source: RefSeq, a predicted model, not a curated record